AUGAGGUUAAAUUUCACAAGCAAAAUUAUUGAGGAACUGGAGUUUGAAAACCAGAUGAUGGACCGCUAUAUCAAAAAAUUCGACAUAAAGAUAGAGUUGCCGGAAGAAGCUCCUGCUUCUGAUACGAACCGCAAGAGGUCCAGGUCCAGGAGCCGUGGCGCUGUUCAAGAUCGCACUCUUAAGUUAACAGCCGAACAAAAAUGCACUAUAGCGCAAGUGGAAAUUGAGGACUAUAAACAAGAUAUGGCAGCACUCAAAGCAUCGUCAGAAAAAAUCAUCGAUGGCUACAAAGCUAUAAUCGAAGAGGCUGACAUACAGUUAAAAGAGGCAAAAAAAUUCACUUACGAUUUUGAAAAAGAAGUGAUUAAAGCCUCAUACCAAGAGCGUUUCCACGCGGUACUUGCUGAGAGGGUAAUGCGGUUUUUGGAGGAACAUAUUCGCGGUAGGGAUACACUAGUAGAACAACUGCGAUUGAAGAACUCAACGUUAAAAAUUCAAAAGAAGAAACUAAUGGCACAGUUGCGACAGAAGGAGGAGAUGGGCGAAGUUCUUCACGAGGUCGACUUUGAACAGCUUAAAAUUGAAAAUUCUAUAUUUCUCGCAUCGAUCGAUGCGAAGAAUCAUGAGCUGUUGCGUCUCAAAUUGACUGCCGGCAGAACACUGCAGGUCGUAAAUGCAUACAGGGAAAAGGAGCAAGUGGAAGCUGCUACCGCCAAGCUCAAGCAGUUGAUUGGAGACUAUCGCGUGCCAGCGGCAUUCGCCUACGUGGACUGUGUUCGAAAUAUGCGCACGCUGAGGAGAAAGGAGAAGAUACAUGAACGCAAAGUGGCUAUAGCUAAGGUGGGUGAGGCCCGACGGCCUACCAGUGAGCGAUCGUGUUGGAAAAAGGCUUGA
Molecule: messenger RNA, 894 nt
Organism: Dibothriocephalus latus
Lineage: Eukaryota; Metazoa; Platyhelminthes; Cestoda; Diphyllobothriidea; Diphyllobothriidae
Source: the annotation of a GenBank genome assembly